AUGGCCGCGAUCCGCAAGAAGCUGGUGGUGGUGGGGGACGGGGCGUGCGGCAAGACCUGCCUGCUGAUCGUCUUCAGCAAGGACGAGUUCCCCGAGGUCUACGUGCCCACCGUCUUCGAGAACUACGUGGCGGACAUCGAGGUGGACAGCAAGCAGGUGGAGCUGGCCCUGUGGGACACGGCCGGCCAGGAGGACUACGACCGCCUGCGGCCGCUCUCCUACCCGGACACCGACGUGAUCCUCAUGUGCUUCUCGGUGGACAGCCCGGACUCGCUGGAGAACAUCCCGGAGAAGUGGGUGCCCGAGGUCAAGCACUUCUGCCCCAACGUGCCCAUCAUCCUGGUGGCCAACAAGAAGGACCUGCGCAACGACGAGCACGUCCGCAACGAGCUGGCCCGCAUGAAGCAGGAGCCCGUGCGCACCGAGGACGGGCGGGCCAUGGCCGUCCGCAUCCAGGCCUACGACUACCUGGAGUGCUCGGCCAAGACCAAGGAAGGGGUCCGCGAGGUCUUCGAGACGGCCACCCGCGCCGCCCUGCAGAAGCGCUACGGCGCCCCGAGCGGCUGCCUCAACUGCUGCAAGGUGCUAUAG
Molecule: messenger RNA, 591 nt
Organism: Emys orbicularis (European pond turtle)
Lineage: Eukaryota; Metazoa; Chordata; Testudines; Emydidae
Gene: RHOB
Product: ras homolog family member B
Exons: 1
Coding region: 1-591 (196 amino acids)
Biological process (GO): small GTPase-mediated signal transduction
Cellular component (GO): cytosol
Molecular function (GO): GTP binding; protein kinase binding; GTPase activity
Source: RefSeq, a predicted model, not a curated record